CUCUCUUUCUCGGUUUCGCCCUCACGCGCGCACACACCAAAAUCCUUGCUCUGUGGCCACGAACCCCCUCGAAGAUUUCCGACUCUCUCUGAAGCCUAAUCCCCUAAAACCCAGAGUCCCUCUGUAUGUAACUUGUUCUCUCUUGUCUACUUUCAUUUUGUUUUCCAUGCGUGUUAGUGUGAUACUCAAAACGCAUUUGUCCUUCCUAUAAGAUCACCAUGGUUUAAUCUCCCUGUUACAGCACACUUGUCAACCCCAUAGUCCAGCGAUGCAUAAUCCUUCGAUAACCACCACCCAGGAACCCAGUCCUGUCUAUGACCUUGUGUCCCAAUUGGGUCGGUUUGCCUUGAGCACAAGGUUUCGAAACCUGCGCUCUGAGGGCCACUCCGCCCUUUUGUCUAAUUUCCUCUACUUUGAUGGGCCCAGAAACCCCAAGGUCAGUGCUUCUCUCAGUUUGAACACUAGAGGCAGCGGCUCCAGCAUUCGGAGAAUUGUCACCGAGUUCAAUAGAGCUAUUAGGUUCCAUUGUGACAAAUUCCCUAUUGGCUUCGCUUCUCUUGGCGUUGGUGGUGGGGAUAGCAAUGGAUCAGAUAAUGGUGCCGGUGCCGCGGACAACAAUAAUGGAUUGAGAGACAAUGGCUGCACUCUUACCGAUAAUGGAGCAGCCUUGAAUGGUGCGGUGGCAGGCAGCGCCAAAAAAGUGCUGAUUUUGAUGAGUGACACCGGUGGCGGUCAUAGAGCUUCAGCAGAAGCUAUUAAGGCAGCCUUUAAUGAAGAAUUUGGAGAUGAAUAUCAGGUGUUUGUUACAGACUUAUGGUCGGAUCAUACGCCUUGGCCAUUUAAUCAACUUCCCAGGAGCUAUAAUUUCUUGGUGAAACAUGGACCAUUGUGGAAAAUGACAUAUUAUGGAACUGCUCCACGCCUGGUGCAUCAAUCUAAUUUUGCUGCGACUUCUACAUUUAUAGCUCGGGAGGUUGCCAAAGGACUGAUGAAAUACCAGCCAGAUAUUAUUAUCAGUGUGCAUCCGCUGAUGCAACACGUACCACUUCGUGUACUGAGGCAAAAGGGUCUGUUGGAGAAGAUAGUUUUUACUACAGUCAUCACAGAUUUAAGCACUUGUCAUCCUACAUGGUUUCAUAAGCUUGUAACAAGAUGUUAUUGUCCGACAUCUGAGGUUGCGAAAAGAGCAUCGAAAGCCGGACUCAAGCCUUCACAAAUCAAGGUUUAUGGCCUCCCUGUGCGGCCUUCUUUUGUUAAACCUGUGCGACCAAAGGCUGAGCUUCGGAGAGAAUUAGGAAUGGAAGAGCAUCUUCCUGCUGUGUUGCUGAUGGGAGGAGGAGAAGGGAUGGGUCCUAUUGAGGCUACAGCCCGAGCACUUGGGGAUGCAUUAUAUGAUGAAAAUCUUGGGGAGCCUAUGGGUCAGGUCCUUGUGGUAUGUGGCCGCAACAAAAAGCUUGCAGAAAAGUUGCGCGCAAUCGAUUGGAAGGUUCCUGUCCAGGUGAAGGGAUUUGUCACUAAAAUGGAGGAAGGCAUGGGAGCUUGUGAUUGCAUAAUUACAAAGGCGGGCCCAGGGACUAUUGCAGAAGCAAUGAUAAGAGGCCUCCCAAUUAUUCUGAAUGAUUACAUUGCCGGGCAGGAAGUUGGAAAUGUCCCAUAUGUUGUCGAAAACGGGUGUGGGAAAUAUUCUAAAUCUCCAAAAGAGAUAGCAAGGAUUGUUUCAGAGUGGUUUGGUCCAAAAGCUGAUGAGCUGCAGGCGAUGUCGCAAAACGCAUUGAAGCUGGCAAGGCCUGAUUCUGUGUUCAAGAUUGUUCAUGAUAUGCACGAGCUUGUUCGACAACGAAGCCUUGUACCCCAGUACUCAUGUACAACCUAAACCCUGUUUUCCCCCUCCCCCUCCCCCUCCCGACCAAUUUUGUUACUAGCCUUGUAAUUGUGCAAAAUAAUGAUAUACGCUAAUUCUUCCCUCUGUCAUUUCAUUUC
Messenger RNA from Rosa chinensis, 1980 nucleotides. RefSeq names its product probable monogalactosyldiacylglycerol synthase, chloroplastic. The coding region runs from base 269 to 1873 and encodes 534 amino acids. The record is from RefSeq and is a predicted model, not a curated record. NCBI's taxonomy places the organism in Eukaryota, Viridiplantae, Streptophyta, Magnoliopsida, Rosales, Rosaceae. Gene Ontology annotation, molecular function: hexosyltransferase activity. The transcript has 8 exons. Gene Ontology annotation, biological process: glycolipid biosynthetic process.